Molecule: messenger RNA, 913 nt
Organism: Hypoxylon fragiforme
Lineage: Eukaryota; Fungi; Ascomycota; Sordariomycetes; Xylariales; Hypoxylaceae
Exons: 1
Coding region: 272-571 (99 amino acids)
Source: RefSeq, a predicted model, not a curated record
CUUGUAGCCAUCGUAGCCAAUAGAUAUAUAAGGAUUGAGAUAUCCGCCCCUUUUAUGUAGGUAAAGAGAUAUUCAGUUUAUCAAUCAAUCUAAGCCUAUAUCCAUCCACCUACCAUAGAAGGGAGCCUCAUACUUACUCACUUCUAACGGGUACACCUAGACACCCCUUGUUGAAUGAACCACCUGAUUUUACUUGCUGUUGCCUACCUACCUUCAAGCCAACACUCACCGAACAGCCUCGUUGCCUACACCUCCCCUAUACCUAGUUACAAUGUCCUCCGGCAACAGAGCCGCUGACCAACAACAACAGCAGCAACAGCCCUUAUCAUCGUCGCCACCGCCCUCCUCUGCCCAAAAGGGGAGUGCAGAAGCUGUGCCGCCCCAGUUCACAAUCGCCAAGACCUUCCCUCCGCGCGGCGGCAUGCAGCAGUACAGACUAGAUAAAUCGCAUAAGUUUACGUGUGGGCGCUGCCAGAAGGACAAGACGGCGAAGUUGGUGGUGGUGCGGGAGGGGUGGUGGGAGCAGCUGUGGUGUAAUGGGUGCUAUGGGGAGGUUUUGGCGAAGGGUUGAAUGGGCACUACCUAGGUAGGUAGGUAGGUACUGCGUAGGUUGGCUCUGGUGCUGAGGUGAGAAGGGGCGAUAUCCUUACUUUUUUGGGCGAGUUUUGUCCAGUAUGCAUGUAAAGUAUCUAUCUAGCCUCUAGGAAAUUGGUACAAAAGGAGAAGAGAGAUGCCAUACAAAGAACGAGAUGACUGUCCGUUGGCUUCAUCAGUCCUUGUACAUAGCAAGAUAGACAGCUGACAAAAUGAAAUAAAUAAAUAAGCCAGCUACGUGAACCCUACAUGCGUGUCACAAUAUAGUAUGCAAUACUCCUAGUAGCGAUGAGACUUUCCCGAACGGUUUUUACAUUCC